Molecule: messenger RNA, 1381 nt
Organism: Cannabis sativa
Lineage: Eukaryota; Viridiplantae; Streptophyta; Magnoliopsida; Rosales; Cannabaceae
Exons: 6
Coding region: 277-1074 (265 amino acids)
Source: RefSeq, a predicted model, not a curated record
ACAAAUUAAAUUAAAUUGGAUAGUUUAUGAAAACUCAUAAUUAUCCUUUAGAUGUUUAAAUUAAGAAAUAUUUUUGUUGUUUUGAAAAAGAAAACGAAAACAAUAAUAAAAAAAUUAUAGAGCCAGAACUGGAGCAUGUGGUUGGUCUUACCAGCUGCUGCUGCAUCUAGGUUGCUUGAGAGUAAGUACUUCAUGUUUAGGUGUCAACAUUUAAUAAAAGCAAAAUCCAUUAUGGACAGAAAAUACAAAAACAAACUUACGUGUCACUAAAAGCCAAUGGCGCGCUUAUUCGUUUCUCAAAAACGACAACGUUUUAUUUCACUCUCUUCUCUUAUCCUUUCCCAUCAAAACGAUCUAGGGCUUCUGGUCGUUUUGGUCUGUGUGCACUACAAACAAACAGAGCACAGCACAGCCAUUUCUUUUUCUUCUUCUGAAUUAACUCAACAAGAAGAACCAACCUCAAACUUCCUUCCGUACAGCCUCAGAGGAACAGAAGAACAGGUGGGUUGGUGCAAGGAUGCUAAUAGCAAUAGCAUUCUGACAAAGAUACCUGGCGAAGGUAUGGAUCGAGAUCAGACAGAAUCUGUGUCACAAAUGAAAGCAAUAGUGUCGACAAUUGUGACUAAACAAGUUAAAAUUGCGACUACUCGGCAUUGUGAAUCAGUUAGGGAUGGAGUUGAUGAAGAGACAGUGGAGAGUGUGAUCCCUAAAGAUAGGGAUGCUGAAGGGAGUGAAAAUAUAUUUUUAGAAAAUGAUACACAUGAGCAGCCAAAAGCUGAAGGCUCCUCUUCUUCUGAAGCUAGCUUUGGAGCUUGGAUGAGCUCUAGAGUAGACUUUGAGGCUUUGGGUAUUCCUAAUCCUCCUUCCUGGACCAUUCAUAUGGUGGAUGAUGCUGGCGUUAUCAAAGAUGUCCAAAUCCCAAGGGCACCUGCAGGCGUUGUGGUAGAAGGCCUGCCUCUAUCAUCAUAUUUGCCGGAACCUCACAAGACUGCAUUUGAGUAUCUCUUAGAGCUUAUUGCUGCUUUGAAGCAUAUGGUUUCACCAAGACAGGAGACUCAGAAUGGAGCUGGAUAACAAUAUAAAAGCUUACCAUUGUCGAUUGCUGCUAACAAAAUAACAGGAUAUGUAUUAACUCCUUAUGUUUUGGAAGCUGUUGCAAUCGCUUACAGUAUUCAUUGUUAAAAGAAUGAGUAGAUCAUAGUUUCAAGAAUUGGCUCAUUGCCCUUGAAUGAACAUCUUAUCUAGAAAUUCUGCUUCUUUGUAUAUGAUUUUUGUGCAAAAAUGUAUUGGAAAGAUAGAAAAGAAAUGUAAUUGUCUAUGCUACUUGAAAGACCAAAUUUGCCUAGUUACUAGAUCAGAUUACCAAGUUUAUUGAUGUUAA